UUUAAGUAUCUGUACUGCACUGACCAAGGAGAGGACAAAGUUUGUGGGUUCAGGGUACAGGAGAAAACACCUCCUGUUGGACUCACAGGGUAAAGCGUCUGGCAGAAAGAGGGGACAGUAGAUACACAGCUCAUGGUGUGGUCCAGGUAGAGAAGAAACACGGAUAGUGUGGGGUAACUAUUCUGGAUUUACGAAAACUAGUGGCAGAGGACUGAGCGCACAAGAAAGAAGAAGAAGAAGAGAUGGACAAAGGAGGAGGAGGAGAAUCGGAUGGGGGAACGGAGGUCAAAAAACAAGCAGAGGAAGAGAUCAGCGAAAGCGACAAGAAGCUCAAGGACCAGCGAAACAAAGCAGAAAAGGGUGACAAAGAGAAGGGUGAAAGGAAGAGAGAGAAUCGCAGAUCCGGCUCAAUGUGGAGAGGAGGCUGGGCACUGUCCGAACGACUGGCCAUCAACGUGUCAGGCAUGCGCUACGAGACACAGAUUCGAACCCUGGCCCAGUUCCCCGACUCUCUGCUCGGAGACCCUCAGCGCCGCCUGCGCUACUUCGACCCUCUCCGCAACGAGAUCUUCCUGGACCGCAAUCGAUUCUGCUUCGAUGCCAUCCUGUACUUCUAUCAGUCCGGGGGGCGGCUGCGGCGGCCUGCCAAUGUGCCUCUGGAUGUCUUCAUGGAUGAACUGCGCUUUUAUGAGCUGGGAGAGGAUAUCAUGGCUCGCUUCAAAGAGGACGAGGGCUUCCCCAAGGAGGAGCCUCGACCCCUGCCAGACAACGAGAUCCAGCGCAAGCUGUGGAUGCUCUUUGAGCACCCCGAGUCCUCCGGGGGAGCCCGCAUCAUCGCCAUCAUCAGCGUGAUGGUGAUCGUGGUCUCUAUCCUCAUCUUCUGUUUGGAGACGCUGCCUGACUUCAGAGUGGAGAAGGAGCAGAGAGAGCAAAUGGCAUACCAGGCUUUUCUUGCCGGAAACAACACCUCGCACAUCCCGACGUCCUCUCCCUUUCAGGAUCCAUUCUUCCUGGUGGAGACCAUGUGCAUCUGCUGGUUCUCGUUUGAGCUGGUGAUGCGGUUCACCUGCUCUCCCAGCAAGAUGUCCUUCUUCAAGGACGUGAUGAACAUCAUAGACUUCUUCGCCAUUAUUCCCUACUUCGUAACGCUUGGCACAGAGCUGGCCAAGUCCAAGGGCGCGACGCCAUCUAUGUCCCUGGCGAUCGUCAGGGUCAUCCGCCUGGUUCGAGUCUUCAGGAUCUUCAAGCUGUCUCGCCACUCCAAGGGUCUCCAGAUCCUGGGCCAGACGCUGAAGGCCAGCUUGAGGGAGCUGGCGCUGCUCAUCUUCUUUCUCUUCAUUGGAGUCAUCCUGUUCUCCUCAGCCGUGUACUUUGCCGAGGUGGACAACCCGGAAACGGCAUUUACCAGCAUCCCGGAAGCCUUCUGGUGGGCUGUGGUCUCUAUGACGACGGUGGGGUACGGCGACAUGUACCCGGUGACGGUGGGCGGGAAGCUGGUGGGCUCCAUGUGCGCCAUCGCCGGCGUGCUCACUAUCUCGCUCCCCGUACCCGUCAUCGUUUCCAACUUCAGCUACUUCUACCACCGCGAAAUGGAGUGUGAGGACAACCAGGAAUACACACACGUCAGCACCUCCCUCUGGGAGGAGGAAGAAGGUGGGGAAGGUGGGGAAGAAGGUGAAGAAGGCGAGGAAGGGCCUGGGGAACAGGGAGACCGCGUUCCUCUCGAAGGAGGCACGGCCUACAGGGGGAUCUGCGCCCCUCUUAACGGGACUCUCCUGGCUGGGCUUUGCGCAGGACAGACAGGAGUGCAAAGUGUAGGGAGCGUUUACCCAUUGGUCACCCAAGUCUGAGAGACUGGAGAUCAAGUAGAGAUGAAAGAACGAGAGAUGGAGGCUGUCCUGUACCGUGUUUUAAGGUGCACUGCCUCACUGUGACUCACUAAGCAUAUGUGGAUGACAAGAGGGAAUAAAUGCAAGAAGCAGAAAGAGAUGGUACAAAAUGCAGAUGCAAUAUCCAAAGGAAUAUGACUUUCUAUCUUUAACACAUCUUUAAACCGCUUUCCUGAUGUUUUCCGGAACUUUUUUUGGCAUCUCACUGAGCUUUAAAUCACUGAAUGUAUUUAUUUGAGAAGCUGUCCAGAGUGCGGCAUCUCAGCGCGUUCGGAAAAAUAGAUGAGGAUGAGCCGAGCUGUGUUGUGCAAUAAAAGCGUUUGCACCUUUGCUUUAAAGAUCUUACUGAAAUGUUGACGUAAUAUCGGACUCAUUCGUAGGAAGAAGUGCCAUGCGGUGUCAUUUAAAUGUCAUGUGUUUUGUCACCCGUGCUGCAGCCAUGAAUGUGCCAGGGAUUUGUGUGUGCCGAUGAAUGGAUAAAGUCUUAAGCAUCAUUCAUCCGGAACAGUUUUGUGUUACUGCUGUUCGGACAUUGUUCAAAUGCUGUGAAUGAUAGAUGUGUUUGUGUGUUUGCGUGCUCAAAGGCUUUUUAGGAGAAUAUGUGCAGUAAUAUACGACGUGUGAACUGUGUAACGCUGAGCCAUGUUUGUGUACUAUUUAUUAAAAUUUUUAAUCACACAAAAA
Molecule: messenger RNA, 2573 nt
Organism: Puntigrus tetrazona (Sumatra barb)
Lineage: Eukaryota; Metazoa; Chordata; Actinopteri; Cypriniformes; Cyprinidae
Gene: kcna7
Product: potassium voltage-gated channel, shaker-related subfamily, member 7
Exons: 3
Coding region: 243-1850 (535 amino acids)
Biological process (GO): potassium ion transmembrane transport; protein homooligomerization
Cellular component (GO): voltage-gated potassium channel complex; membrane
Molecular function (GO): protein binding; delayed rectifier potassium channel activity
Source: RefSeq, a predicted model, not a curated record